Molecule: messenger RNA, 1785 nt
Organism: Contarinia nasturtii (swede midge)
Lineage: Eukaryota; Metazoa; Arthropoda; Insecta; Diptera; Cecidomyiidae
Product: chymotrypsin-like protease CTRL-1
Exons: 10
Coding region: 153-1364 (403 amino acids)
Biological process (GO): proteolysis
Molecular function (GO): serine-type endopeptidase activity
Source: RefSeq, a predicted model, not a curated record
UGGCUCAGAUGAAAUUGCUUGCAUUCGACUGAGUCAGUCGAAAGUGAUAGCUGUCUCCAAUCAGUUCAUAGUUUGCAGACGAGCAGUGCCACACGAAUUUCAUAUUCUUCAUCUUCUUUUUUUCUCUUAGAAUCUAACAUAAGCAUUUCACAAUGUAUUUACGAUCGGUCAACGGAAUCAUAUUCAUUUUAAUUUAUGGUUUUAACAGUGUUAAUUGUGAAGAUGACUUUGGUCGUUCGUCGUUUGUGAGUUCUUCGGAUGAACAACAGCAAAUUAUAUUGGAAGGUGGAAACGAAAGAUCAAUUGAUGUUGAAACACGAUCAAGCUACGGUGGAGCUUGUUCGGGCGGAAAAAUUUGUGUACCAAUGUCAGAAUGCACGGCAAUGUAUUAUGAGGCGGCCAAAUCGUGUUACACUGGUGAUCGAUCCGUGUAUUGUGGGAGCAAUCAAUAUGAACCAUUCAUAUGUUGCCCGAAAAGUCCCGUCGAACAAAAUAGUGUGUGUGGAAAAACAUUGGUUGCCGGACAAUUUUAUCGUGGAUUGGGUGCAUUCCCGUUUGUCGCCCGAAUCGGUUUUAAAAACCUGAAACAAAAUACAGUUGCUUAUCCGUGCACUGGCAGCAUCAUUUCGAGACGAGUGAUUCUAACAGCAGCUCACUGUGCGUUGGCCAAAGCUGAAGGAUAUCGCUUAACCAGCGUCCGACUGGGAGAGUACGAUACAAGCAGUGAUCCUGAUUGUUCGGCAUCCGGUUUCUGCGCUCCAACCGUAAUAAAUCAUUUAAUAUCGCAUGUUAUCAUUCAUCCAGAUUAUAAGCACGGACACUAUCAUCAUGACAUUGCAUUAGUGAUAUUGAAAACACCAUUAAAUUAUACAGUUGCAUCACAACCGAUUUGUCUUCAUCCCGAUCGAGAUAAUUUGAUUGUGGGAAAACGUGCCACCAUUGUUGGAUGGGGAAAAAUGUCACAUAUACAACGGCAACCGGUUAUGCAAUUUUUGGAAGUUCCAUUAACCGCAUGGGAUCAAUGCGCACGUAUUUAUGGGUCAACUGGUGCUUUGGAAUCACCUAAAUCGGUUGAAGGACAGUGGAUGUGUGCGGGCGGUGAAGGUCGUGAUGUGUGUGCUGGUUUCGGUGGAGCCCCGUUAGUGAUCAAAGAGAGUGGUGUAUAUUUACAAGUUGGUAUCAUGUCGUUCGGAUCCGACAAUUGUGGCGGACGUAAUAUUCCGAGUGUGUAUACCUCGAUCGCUCACUUUAUUCAGUGGAUAAAGGAAAACUCACCGUCCGAUCAACGAAACCAAAUCAAAAUCAUUUCGGUUACCCCAAAUUCACUUUCAUUCCGUGAUCCUUAUCAUUAUAGGUAUUUCUGAUCUGAAUGGAAUUUGUACGGAUACCAUAUAUAUAAAUAACGUUACCAGUUUGGAAUCCGCUCGUACAAACGUAUUCGUUGUGCAAUGUAAAUAUAUAUAUAUUAUAAAUAGUUUUUAUUCACUUGCGAUUGAAAUGUGAUCAAUAAUAAAUUUAACAAUAAUACUUUCGCGUGUAGACGUACAAUCAAACAAAAAAAAUCUUUCCUUCUUAUUAGCAAACAAAACGUGUGAUUUUCUCUCUCUGUUUCUUUUUAAUAUAAUAGAACAACUUAUUCAAAAGUAUAAAAUUCACAAUAAUAAAUAAUAAAUAUAGUUAACAGUGAUGUAUGAAUGGAAAUAAAAAAAAUUAUUCUUAAAUGACUUAAAUACAAAUGACAUAGUACUACUAAAAGGCACAAUGAAUUUUAAAUUGUUCUUUUGC